UCCCCGAGCGAGCGCCGGGCUGGCCAUGCCGGGGCUCCGGCGCGACCGGCUGCUCAUCCUGCUGCUGCUCGGAGCGCUGCUGAGCGCCGAUCUCUACUUCCACCUCUGGCCCCAAGUGCGCCGCCGCCUGGCCCGCGCCGGAGCGCACGGGCCGGGCUGCUUUUGCCCCGCCGAAGAAGCCGCCGCCGAGCCCCCCAGCGCCGAGACCUCGACGCGGCUGCCGAAGCAGCGCAGCACCCAGGCCGCCGGCUCCAAGCUGCGGAGGCUCUUCGCGCACCCGCUCUACAGCGCCCACGAGGGGCCGGCCGAGAAGCUGCUCAGCGGGCAGGAGGCGCUGCGCUACUACCGCCGCAAAGUGGCCCGCUGGAACAGGAGACACAAGAUUUACAGAGAGGAGCGCAACCUCACCUCGGACUCAAUGAUGCAGCUCAGGCAGGAGGCAAGCUGGCUCCAAUUCCACCUAGGAAUCAAUCGCUAUGCCUUGUACCCGCGGUCUAGCCCUCCUAUUGACCAGCUCCUCCAGGACACGCAAAACUUCGGAACCGUCAGCGCUGAUUACAGCCAGGACGAGAAAGCAUUGCUGGGUGCCUGUGACUGCACACAAAUUGUCAAGCCCAGUGGGGUGCACCUGAAACUUGUCCUGCGGUUCCAGGACUUUGGCAAAGCUAUGUUCAAACCUAUGAGACAGAAACGAGAUGAGGAGACUCCAGAAGACUUUUUCUACUUUGUGGACUUUCAAAGGCACAAUGCAGAAAUAGCUGCCUUCCACCUCGACAGAAUCCUGGAUUUCCGCCGCGUCCCUCCGGUGGUUGGGAGAAUGAUUAACGUCACAAAGGAAAUCUUAGAGGUCACCAAAAAUGAAAUCCUGCAAAGUGUCUUUUUUGUUUCGCCAGCCAGCAACGUCUGUUUCUUUGCCAAAUGCCCUUAUAUGUGCAAGACAGAAUAUGCUGUGUGUGGGAAUCCUCACCUGCUGGAAGGAUCUCUCUCUGUUUUCCUACCAUCCCUCAACCUUGCACCAAGAAUCUCCAUCCCAAACCCAUGGAUACGAUCCUACACCUUUGCUGGAAAAGAGGAGUGGGAAGUGAAUCCACUCUACUGCAACACAGUGAAGGAGAUUUAUCCUUACAGCAGCGGCAGUCGGCUACUCAAUAUCAUCGACAUGGCAAUAUUUGACUUCUUAAUAGGCAACAUGGACCGUCAUCAUUACGAGAUGUUCACGAAGUUUGGAGAUGAUGGCUUUUUGCUCCAUUUGGACAAUGCAAGAGGUUUUGGGAAGCAUUCCCAUGAUGAGAUCUCCAUCCUGGCUCCGCUUGAACAGUGUUGCAUAAUAAAAAAAACUACGUUAUUACGGCUACAGCUCUUGGCGCAACCAGCCUACAAACUCAGUGACAUCAUGCGGGAAUCCUUGCUUGAGGACCACCUAGCACCUGUACUUACAGAACCCCACCUUUUGGCACUGGACAGGAGGCUACAGAUCACCCUGAAGGCGGUGGAGGAAUGCAUAGAGGCUAAUGGAGAAGACAAUGUUGUGGUUGACGCUAAGCCCCUGGAAACAGCUGCCUUUGACAGAAUGACACAGCCGAGCUAGAGACCAUGGGGAUAAACCAGAACCUGAGCUUUUUAAUUGGUGGCUGUUUGCCCCUACCCCUGGACAACUGUGAUUGACAAGAGGGAUGGUCUCUUGUCAUACCGAAAUCUAAACAUGCUGCUGGGCAGGUGAUAAAGACUGCACCACGGGUCUGAGUCUCCUUUGCAUAUGCAUAGAAAUCUUAUCCCAUUGUCACCAGUGACCUUUGUGCAUCUUCUCCAGGAGACCUGAAUAAAUGGGGCACUCUGUAGCUGCAAACCAGACAUAUUUUGGGUGAUGGUGUGGUUUCACAGGAUCUGCCCAUGCCCUUGUUA
Molecule: messenger RNA, 1902 nt
Organism: Lacerta agilis (Sand lizard)
Lineage: Eukaryota; Metazoa; Chordata; Lepidosauria; Squamata; Lacertidae
Gene: FAM20A
Product: FAM20A golgi associated secretory pathway pseudokinase
Exons: 11
Coding region: 26-1588 (520 amino acids)
Cellular component (GO): Golgi apparatus
Molecular function (GO): protein serine/threonine kinase activator activity
Source: RefSeq, a predicted model, not a curated record